AUGGAUGGGAACUUCAAAGCAGAACACCUGCAUCCUAUCAACCCAGAUGAUGAAGUAUGGCUGUCUGAUGGAUUUGGAUUCAUGGUCAAGCUGCAACAACCAUUGAGCUGUCAAUCCAGCGAAUGCAGCUCAAAGCUGGAGUCCACCGGGAUCAGGGGGGUGAAAGGAGAAAGACAGAUGAACAUGGAUUAUGCCCUGUGCGAGGCUGCGGCAUACAACAUGAAAGGCAUCACCAAGGCUGUCACCUUCUACUACAUCAACUGUCAGUACAACAAGCAUUUUUACGCUCAAGUGAAUCAAGAAUCGGGCUUUGGCAUGUGCAUGGACAUCAGGACAGCUGCUAUGUGA
Messenger RNA from Suillus paluster, 348 nucleotides. RefSeq lists its product as uncharacterized. Lineage: Eukaryota; Fungi; Basidiomycota; Agaricomycetes; Boletales; Suillaceae. The coding region runs from base 1 to 348 and encodes 115 amino acids. The transcript is spliced from 5 exons. The record is from RefSeq and is a predicted model, not a curated record.